Messenger RNA from Danaus chrysippus (African queen), 384 nucleotides. The record is from the annotation of a GenBank genome assembly. Lineage: Eukaryota; Metazoa; Arthropoda; Insecta; Lepidoptera; Nymphalidae.
AUGGCCAGACCCAUACCAGAUAUAGAUCUUCGUAACAUUUCCAAAGAAUUUAAGCCGACGGAUGAAAGCUUUUUCGAGGACGCUAUCGGUAAAGUACCAAAAAAUAGAAGCAAGGAUCUUAUACUAGGUACGAUUAGUGGUUGGUUGGUCGGACUGGGUGUGGCGAAGGUCGGAAAGAUCGCUGCUUUUGGACUUGGAGGCAGUGUGAUAAUACUCCACUAUGCCUGCGAGUUUGGCUACAUCCGAGUCAACUGGGAUCGGAUCAGGGACACGAUAGGGAAGAGUCAACAGGUUAUUGAGAAACUGCAGAGGUUCGUGAAGAAACAGAGCUGUUACUCCGUUGGAUUUGUAGGUGGCUUCUUUUUCGGCGUGGCGUCCGCUUGA